AUGAAGUAUGUACCACCUCAUAUGAGGGCCCAAGUAGAGGCCAAAGAAAAAAAAGAAGCAGAACAGGAAAAAUUGGAACAGCUGAAGGAGAAAAUCGAAAAUGCAAAAGAAGAAAAAGACAUAGAUAGUGAUAGUUCAACUGAGGGAGACGAUUUUGAAAUUGUACUAAACAGUGUUGUUAUUAGUCAGAUUGCGAAGAAUAAAGAUUUGAGAGGAGAAUUGUUAGGUUAUUAUAUUAAAAAUAAUGAAGAAAGUAAAAAAAAAAAAAAAAAAAAAAAAAAGGGAAAAGGAAAUAACAACCAAGAUGAUGAAGAUAAUGGAAUAAAUAAUAAAAAUAAAAAUGAAGCAGAUUAUGAUGCAGAAGAUGAAGAAGAUGAUGAUGAAGACGACGAUGAAGAUUACGAUGACGAUGAAGAUGAUGAUGAUGAUGGCGAUAAUGAUGAUAAAAAAAUGAAAAAAAAAAGAAAAGAUGACAAAAACAGUGGAAAAGAUAAAAAGAAGAACAAAAAAAAUGAUUCUAAAAAAUUAAACAUUGUUGAAAUUAACCAAUCAUUUUGUGUAUGUAAUAUUGAAGAUAUAUGUAUUGAUAAAAUAUCGAAGAUAUCGGACAAGUAUCAAAUACCAAAGCAAAGAUAUAACGAAUUGUUAAAUAAUUUAGUUUUAUAUUUUAAUAAAAAUAAGUAUGAAGAAGAAGGAGAAAAAUAUAUAAGUGAAGUUAACAGUUACUAUGAUGAUUACGUAAACAUUAUGGCAGAAUUGAAUUUCGAAACGACUUCCUUUGGAUUUUACAUCAACCUUUGUGAUAUAAAGAAGAAAGAAGUUCUUGCCACUCUCUUGCUAUGCUCCUUAAUUAACAAAAAUUCUUUCGUUUUAUGUUUUGGUGAAAAGUAUGGAAAACUAAUUUUCUCAGCAUAUAAAAUAGAUGUAGAUGUAGUAUUUGAAAUUAAGAACCAAAUUAAAAAUGCAACGUUUAACCAAUUUAAUGAUAUCCUAAAUGUGGAAUUGAAAAAGAAAGGAUUGAACAGUAAAUCAAUUUUACAAAGAAUUCCCAUUCGUAUUAAAAAUUCCAUAAUAAACUCAUUAUUUUUAAAAGUACUUAAGAACAAAAAUAAAAAUUUUACCUCCAGCACGGAUUAUUUAAAUGCACUGGAAGUAGACACAUUGGAAAAUUAUAUUCACGACACGUGCAAAUCUUUAGAAUUGUUGAAAACAGAACAAGAUAAAAUGAUUAAAUACAAGAAGGAUGUAUUUAAACAAUUGCAAACGCAGAAAAUUUACCAAGAAAAGAAAAAGUUGGAAAAGGAAAAAAAUAAAAUUGAACAUGAUAAUCAAGAAACAAACGAAGAAGAUGUCAAUAUGCAAAACAUAUUUAAAAGCAUCCCCCAACCGUCUUUAUUAUUUCCUUAUGUGCUAACCAUGAGCAAUAACUUACUCAACGAUAAUAUUAACAAUUUGUGUAGUCACGCCAUUGCAAAAUCGUACUUGUACUACAAAAAUGCAAAACCAUGA
Molecule: messenger RNA, 1509 nt
Organism: Plasmodium gonderi
Lineage: Eukaryota; Apicomplexa; Aconoidasida; Haemosporida; Plasmodiidae
Product: conserved Plasmodium protein, unknown function
Exons: 1
Coding region: 1-1509 (502 amino acids)
Source: RefSeq, a predicted model, not a curated record